CAUACGACUUUACAAAUCAGCCGAGGCGGCUGUUGAGGCGACGCUUGUUGGUUCAAAACGAAUCAUUCUUAAUUUUGCCUUUUCCGACUUGACGCCGCGCAGAUUUUGCAAGAGAAUUUCAACUCCAUACAGCGAUCCUCAACAAUUUGAGAUCGUAGAUUAUCAAAAACCUUUGAUGGCUGAGAAACCGGACCCUUCGUCAAGGUCAUUGUCAGGAGUCGAUGAUGUGAAGGCCCCCAAUGUUUUCGAGAGAGCAAAGGAGGAGAUUGAGGCAAUUUUUCAUCACGAGAAAAACAAGCACCAUCAUCACAAGGAGACACAUGGAUUGCGUGAUGAUUUAGAUAACAACACUCCAAUGAGUGAUGUGAAGGCUCCAAAUGUAGUUCAGAGGGCCAAGGAGGAAAUGGAAGCCAUUAUGGAGGCAAUUCAUCAUCCCAGGAAGGAAUCCAAAUCUUCUAAUUCAUCGUCAGAUGGUGAAACAAGGAAUGGUGCCACUAAGGAUUGUUCAAAGUCUGAGAAGUCCGAGGGGCAUUCAGGGAAGAGUUCGGUGAAUAACAAUGAGAUAAAAUCAGUCAAACAAAAGCCACAUGACGAUCAUCACCUUCAUCAUCACAAAGAAACUCAUGGAAGGAGAGAAGACAUUGAUGAGAAUACGCCAAUCGGUGAAAUCAAAGGCCCCAGUGUUUUCGAGAGGGCUAAGGAAGAGAUUGAAGCUCUAAUAGAGACAGUCCAUCGCCGUGGCAAGGAUUGACAAAGAGAUAGUAUUCAUUUUUCUGAGAUCAUUCCUUAAAUAUUUUUUCUCACAUCAUUUAUUCACAUAUAACUUCUAACUGUAAGAAUACCAUGUACUAUGUUUCCCUAACCAUGGUGUCCCUAGAACCUCACAUUUGGUAAUGCACUACUCUUUACUGGAGCUAUUACAUCUAAUCUAUUCAGUUUUCUCUCA
This is a messenger RNA of Andrographis paniculata, 946 nucleotides long. RefSeq lists its product as uncharacterized. NCBI's taxonomy places the organism in Eukaryota, Viridiplantae, Streptophyta, Magnoliopsida, Lamiales, Acanthaceae. The record is from RefSeq and is a predicted model, not a curated record. The coding region runs from base 176 to 751 and encodes 191 amino acids. The transcript is spliced from 4 exons.